Oncorhynchus gorbuscha (pink salmon) is the source of this 5554-nucleotide messenger RNA. Its product is annotated as cytospin-A-like. The record is from RefSeq and is a predicted model, not a curated record. Gene Ontology annotation, molecular function: protein binding. The transcript has 16 exons. NCBI's taxonomy places the organism in Eukaryota, Metazoa, Chordata, Actinopteri, Salmoniformes, Salmonidae. The coding region runs from base 241 to 3627 and encodes 1128 amino acids. Gene Ontology annotation, biological process: actin cytoskeleton organization. Gene Ontology annotation, cellular component: filamentous actin; microtubule organizing center.
GGGACGUCCCAAGGAUCCCGGAUUGCACUGACCAAGCAAGAAUCAGGCUGCUGUUAGUUGCUGCAUUGACAACUGAAAAGCAUCGUGUCAGAUGGACAUAUUGGGAUAAUCUCCAGUAGCUAUCUGUCUCGGCUACAAAGCUUUCUUCAGAUGUACUCGCACCCCGGAAGUCAUCUUUAAUCUUCAAGGAUCAAAUGGAAAAAGCCAAGAACAAGUGUGUCCACACUGAGGUGUAAAUGUAUGGGCAUCAGAGAGCCCAGUAUGAAGAAGACAGGCAGGCCGGUGGGGACUAAGGCUCAGAGUGGAGAGAGGGUGAAGACUGAAGGCACUGCUACAGGAACCACUGGCAAGGCUGCAGCCAAGACCACCACAACGGCACCACUGUCAAAGGUUAAAAGCAAUGAUGAUCUGCUAGCAGCAAUGGCAGGGGGAACUCCAGCUACGAACCGCACUGUGACCAAGAAUAAGAGGACUGCCUCCACAGGGAACUGCAAUGGUAACCCAGACAGUAAACCAAAGACUAGCACAGGUUCCUCAGCCAAACGUGUGACGUCCUCGACCUCCAAGGAGCCCAACUCAUCAAGGGAUCGUCUGCGGACAUCCAGAACAUUGCCUAGUAAGAAGCAGUCAUCAGGGGCAGGGCAGGGAGAUGUGGCCCAGGGAAAGCGCUCUCGCAGCCAGCAGCUAACAGAGUCAGAGGGCCGCAUGAACAAGUCUAAAUCAGACAGCCAGAUCAGUGACAAGGUGGCCCUGGAGGCCAAGGUGGAGGACUUGCUGGGUUUGGCCAAGAGCAAAGACGUGGAGAUCCUGCACCUACGCAGUGAGCUGAGAGAUAUGAGGGCUCAGCUGGGCCUGGGACGGGAAGAGGUGCCCCCAGAGGAGGGAGAAGGCGGAAGGGGGGAUGAGAAGCCCCUGGAGAGGGAGGUGUCGGCCAUCACAGCAGCGGACGUGGAGUCCACGCUGCUCCUCCUGCAGGAGCAGAACCAUGCCAUCCGUGAGGAACUGAACCUGUUGAAGAGUGAGAACCGCAUGCUGAAGGACCGACUCAAUGCGCUUGGCUUCUCCCUGGAGCAGAGGCUGGAUGGCUCUGACAAGCUCUUUAACUACGCCUCCCUGAGCCCAGACCUGGCUGCCAGCAGCAGACACAGCGAUGGCAGGUGCACUGGUACCCUCACUUCCUCUGUGGAGGGCUCUGCUCCGGGCUCCCUGGAGGACCUGCUGACGGACCAACAGCACGGAGGUUCAUUGGACAACUUGGACAGUGAGUCCAGCGAGGUCUACCAGGGUGUCACAUCCAGCGACGACGCCCUGGACGCCCCCUCCGGAGCCUCCUCCUCCUCCGAGUCUGAGAGCCUGCCCAGCCGAGAACGCUCAUGCCGGGGCAGCAGCGGAAACGCCAGCGAGGUGUCUUUGGCCUGCCUGACAGAGCGAAUCCACCAAAUGGAGGAGAACCAGCACAGCACGGCCGAGGAGCUGCAGGCCACACUACAGGAGCUGGCUGACCUGCAGCAGAUCACCCAGGAGCUGAAUGGAGAGAACGAGAGGCUAGGGGAAGAGAAGGUAAUCCUCAUGGACUCUCUGUGUCAGCAGAGCGACAAGCUGGAGCACUACGGCCGGCAGAUUGAGUACUUCCGCUCUCUGCUGGACGAUCACCACGUGUCCUACGUCCUGGAGGAGGACAUCAAGAGCGGCCGCUACAUGGAGCUGGAGCAGCGCUACGUGGACCUGGCCGACAACACCCGCUUCGACAGGGAGCAGCUACUGGGGGUGCAGCAGCACCUCAGCAACACACUGAAGAUGGCUGAGCAGGACAACGCCGAGGCCCAGGAGUUGAUCGGCGCUCUGAAGGAGAGAAACCACCACAUGGAGCGCAUCAUGGAGUCAGAGAGGCAGGACCGGGGGGCCAUGGUGGCAGCGCUGGAGGAGUACAAGGCGGCGGUGAGCAGUGACCAGGUAGAGCUGAGCCGCUGCAGGGCCCAGCUGGACCAGGAGAGGCAGAAGGUGGCUGAGCUCUACUCCAUCCACAACUCUGGAGACAAGAGUGACAUCUGCCAGCUACUGGAGGGUGUUCGGCUGGACAAGGAGGAGGCAGAGGGCAGGGCUGCCAAACUGCAGGAGGACCUUGGCCACGCCUGCAGUGAUGUCACCAGGUUGCAGGACACCCUCAAUAAGCUGGAUGGGGAGUACCAGGACUUCCAGGAACAGGUACAGAAGCAGAUGGCUGAGCAGAAGCGUGGGCUGGAGAAACAGCGCGUUGAGCUGCUGGAGAAGGAGACUGAGAUCGGGGACAUGAAGGAGACCAUAUUUGAGCUGGAGGAUGAGGUGGAGCAGCACCGAGCAGUCAAACUCCACGACAACCUCGUCAUCACAGACCUGGAGAACUCUGUGAAAAAACUACAGGACCAGAAGCAUGACAUGGAGCGGGAGAUGAAGAUCCUCCACCGGAGGCUGAGGGAAGAGUCGGCAGAGUGGCGUCAGUUCCAGGCUGAUCUGCAGACGGCCGUGGUCAUCGCUAAUGACAUCAAGUCGGAAGCACAGGAGGAGAUUGGGGAUAUGCGUCACCGUCUCCGCGAGGCCCAGGAGAAGAACGAGAAGCUGGGCAAGGAGCUGGAGGAAGUCAAGAACCGCAAGCAGGAUGAGGAGAGGGGCAGGGUGUAUAACUACAUGAAUGCAGUGGAGAGAGAUCUGGCUGCACUGAGGCAGGGUAUGGGCCUGAGCCGUCGCUCCUCUACCUCCUCAGAGCCCUCUCCCACUGUCAAAACCCUCAUCAAGAGCUUCGACAAUGCCUCCUCACAAGGUACCCCAACCUGCGAGUGCCUAGUCCCCCCGACCGCUGCCCCUGCUGUCACAUUACCACGCACUCCCCUGAGUCCCAGCCCCAUGAAGACCCCUCCUGCAGCCGCCAUCACACCCAUGCAGAGACAGUCCAUAACUGGGUCCAUCUCAGCAGCCAAACCCCUAUCCUCUCUGAAUGACAAAAGGCCCAGCUACACAGACAUCAGCAUGCCAGCAGAGCAUCAUCUUAGGGGCUCCUCUGCCAGCCGCCCUGCCUCUGCUCUGCAGAGGGUCUCAAACAUGGAAUCAUCUAAGGCCAUGGCCAUAUCAGUGUCCCGCAGGAGCAGUGAGGAGAUGAAGAGGGACAUCUCUGCCCCUGAGGGUGGCACCUCGUCCUCUCUGAUGACCAUGGGCUCUGCUUCCUCCCUGUCCUCCUCCUCUCCCACCGCCUCCGUCACCCCCACUGCACGCAGCCGCCUCCGAGAGGAGCGGAAGGACCCCCUCUCAGCGCUGGCCCGGGAGUAUGGGGGUUCCAAGAGGAACGCACUGCUCAAGUGGUGUCAGAAGAAGACUGAGGGGUACCAGAACAUCGACAUAACAAACUUCAGCAGCAGCUGGAACGACGGCCUUGCGUUCUGUGCUGUGCUACACACCUACCUGCCUGCUCACAUCCCCUACCAGGAGCUCACGAGCCAGGACAAGAGGCAAAAUUUCACACUAGCCUUCCAGGCUGCAGAGAGUGUGGGGAUCAAGUCCACUCUGGACCUCAAUGAGAUGGCCAGUACUGAGAGACCAGACUGGCAGAGUGUGAUGACCUACGUCACGGCCAUCUACAAGUACUUUGAGACCUGAUGUGAUUUCCCCACCCAACACUGCAAGCACAACCUGCAGCCCUGCUCGGAAGCUCCUCUGACCUCACUGCACUUCCAACACUUCAACUCGACAUUCAACUCUGGUGUUAUAGCUCACUUCACUGAACCACCCCUCAUCCCAGCCGUGCCACACUCCGGCCACUGUCUCUGGUCUAGAGGCCUGCUAGUUUUGAAUCACCAUAAGAAACAUACAAAUAAGCUCACUGCAAGCUAUUCAUGAUAUGGCUAUUGUGAACAGUCUUGCCCUUUUCACUGACACCUUAUGUGUGAUGGACACACAGCUUAAGGCCACUUCAAGCACCUAUUCAGGGCCUGCUCUGUUGGGGAUUCUAUUUUUACUCUGAUCCGUUACUGGAUAACCCGGUUGAGAUGACCCUUAAUCCAAAUGAUCUGGUUAAACCAGUUGGAGAACAUGCUACAGACUAUCCCAGUCGCUGUGCCUUGCACCCAGCCUUUACUCUUCUAGCCAAGGGGUUAUCCAAAAUGUUUCAGCCAAACCAUACCCAUUGUGUGUAGUAUGUUCAUGGCACUUAUUUUCUAUGGAAAUAACAGGGACAAAUGGAACACUUUGUCAGGUGCAGGUUCAUCUUUUGUCAUGGAUUAAGUGCCUGUUUAAAUCGCAUCACUGACUUCCUAAGAGAGGUUGUAGCAAAAAUGUCUCAAUGAAACUGUUUCAAUGCUCCGUGCUUUCAAAGCAUCUUUGGAGAAAUCGAAGUGAAGCUUUUUAGAAACACUAGUUAUUGAGCAGUUGUAUGAAAAACACUAGUUAUUGAGCAGUUGUAUGAAAAACACUAGUUAUUGAGCAGUUGUAUGAAAAACACUAGUUAUUGAGCAGUUGUAUGAAAAACACUAGCUACAUCAUAAGGGAUAAAGCUGUCAGGUGCUCUCACGAUCACCUGUUAGAUUCAAGCUACAAUGUUGAUGUGCUUUUGGUCUGUUUUUAGGAGCGUGAACAUUGCUACAGUAGCAUUUUGUAUUGGUAACAGAGACCAAUGAACUUUACGGGACCAACACAAUGCCUCUCUGUGACAGCUUUCUCACAUAGAACUGUCUUAAUCCUGAACCAAAAAAAGGAAUGUGUUUUUUCUUUAUGUGAAGUCUAGGGCUAGACUUGGCAAAAGCCCUGGUUCUUGGUGAUUUGAUUGGACUGUUUGGACAGGAUGUUGAGUCUCAAGGUUAAACAUUCUUCAUAGUCACUUUUGUUGUUGUCAUCAAUCAAGAUUGGUAAAGUUUUUCAAUUGCAAAAUGCAUCAGUUUUGCUGCUGGACCCAAAUGUAUUAACAUAUUGUUAGUGUUGACACAUUACUUCCACCAACAGCAGACUGAUUUGCAUUCCAUACAUUGAACUCCCUGGAUUGUUCACAGUCCAGUGCUCUUGAACUAUAAGAUUGAUGUUAUUAGAUACUCUGAGCUCAACUCACAAUGGAUUUAACUAAUUGUGUGUGUGUGUGUGUGUGUGUGUGUAAACAAACUUUUUGUAAGUUGAUAUAUUCCAUCUUGCCAGUAACAUUUACCUAGCCUACAAAGAAAUGCUUAAGUAACACCUAUGUAAAUUAUAUAUCUGCGCUAUCUUCACCAAAUUUACUUAAUUGAUAUAAAGCCUUACUAACAUUAAUGUGGAACUCAAUUCUAUGUAGUUUACAUAGUUGGCAAGAAAGAUAUUGGAAUGAAGAAUGACUGUCAUGUUAUUGUGCCUCUGCUUAUUAGUUUCUGUGGGUUUAUUAGUGUGGUUUAAUCCAUCAUCCAGUAUAGCGAGGCAAGUGUUAGAAAUGUUAAAGGACAUUAUAUAUACAAAAGUAUGUGGAUACCCCUUCAAAUGAGUGGAUUCGGCUAUUUCGGCCACACCCGUUGCUGGCAGGUGUAUGGAAUCAAGCACACAGCCAUGCAAUCUCCAUAGACAAACAUUG